AUGGCCAGCGUUUUCACCACGUUCCUCCUGACCGGGAUGCUGCUGUGUGGAGUGCUGCUGCAAACAUUGUCCCAAAAUAGAGCCAGGGUCGACAAUAGGCCCAAUUUCAUCAUCAUACUGGCAGAUGACAUCGGCUGGGGCGACCUGGACACUAACCAGGUGGAUCUGAAGGCCAACAACACACCUUACCUCAACCUGAUGGCCGAACAAGGACUGAGAUUGACAGACUUCCAUUCUCCAGCUUCUACUUGCUCCCCGUCCCGUGCUGCCAUCCUGACAGGCCGCUACGGCCUCAGAAACGGAGUGACGCAUAAUUUCGCAGUGCGCUCUGUGGCAGGUUUGCCUCUUUCUGAGUUCACAAUGCCCAGACUUCUACAACAAUCAGGAUAUUACACAGCCAUGAUCGGGAAAUGGCAUCUGGGCCACAACGGACCGUACAGUCCCACGAACAGAGGUUUUGACGACUACCUGGGCAUCCCAUACAGUAAUGACAUGGGCUGCACUGAUAAACCAGGAUAUAACUUUCCCCAGUGUCUCCCGUGUGACUCAUCUGGGCCUCAAGUGAUCAGGUUGAAGAGGAGAAUACAUGAGGGCUGUUAUUCCAGUGUGGGCCUUCCACUCUUUGAAAACAGCAGUAUUGUGGAGCAGCCGCUCGACCUGUGGACACUGACAGAAAGAUACACAUCUGCGGCCACCAGGAUCAUACACAACGCAAGGGAGCGAGGACAGCCGUAUCUGCUGUACAUGGCGUUGGCUCACAUGCACGUCCCUCUGGCCCCUCCUGUCCUUCCUGAUGCUCGGCGCACGGGUGACGGCAGCGUGUACGGAGCAAGUCUGCGAGAAAUGGACAGCCUGGUGGGGGCAGUAAAGAGCGCGUCUGAUGACGCGGACCAAAACAAUACUCUUAUCUGGUUCACUGGCGACAAUGGGCCUUGGGAGAAGAAGUGCCAGUAUGCAGGAAGUGUAGGACCUUUCGUGGGAAAGUGGCAGACCAGCAGAGGUGGAGGCUCUGCCAAGCGAACCACCUGGGAGGGAGGUCACAGGGUGCCGACAGUGGCCUACUGGCCUGGAAAGAUUCCUGCCAACACCACCAACUCUGCCCUGCUCAGUGGCAUGGACAUUUUUCCAACUCUUCUGUCUCUGGCAGGAGUUUCACCUCCUACAGACAGACGCUACGACGGCAUUGACGCCACAAACGUCCUCCUGCGUGGCGAACAGACCGGUCAUGAGUUUCUCUUCCACCCAAACAGCGGCGCUGCAGGGACGUUUGGUGACCUGCAGACGGUUCGAACAGGGAAGCACAAAGCAUUCUACAUCACAGGUGCAGCUGAGUCAUGUGGCGGUGGGACAGGCACGCAGCAGCUCCAUGACCCGCCAUUAAUAUUCAACCUGGAGCACGACGAGGCCGAGGAAACGGCGCUGGACACGGGGACACCCGAAUACCGCGCGUUAGCCGACAGGAUUGCACGCAGGCGGGAGGAGCUGCUGUGGGACAUUGCCACGGACACGUCCGUGUCCAUGGGGGACUACAGUGCAGACGAGUCUGCGGUGCCCUGCUGUGACCCGACACAGGCCGUGUGCCGCUGCCACCCGCCGGGCCGAGCAUGGGAACUCCCCGGCUCACACAAGGACUAAAGAGAGGCACAGAGAUGUAAGCAAACACAACGGGGGUAUCUCUGUUUGUUUGCAGGGUUUUUUGUUUGCCAGGUUCAACGUCCAGAUGUAGCAGCAGGAAGAGGAGACGUGCAAACAGACGGAGGAGGAGAAGGCCAAACGCUGGCCUUUCACUCGCCACGUGGUACAGGAGAGGUCAAGGUGAGGUUGUUCUCUGUAAGGUCAAUAGUUUCAGGAAGAUAAGAUCGACCAAAACAGAAAAACAGUUGACGUGUGUGGCAAGUUAUGGAUCUGUUUAUGGAGAAAUGGAAAAUUACAUUUUCAAAUGUCUUAGUUUUGUCCACAAACCAUGAUUCAGUUUGAAUGAUUCAUUUGUUAUAUAGAGCAACCAGAAAGUAUUCACAUUUACGAAGCUGAAAAAUCAAAGAACCUGACCGUCAAACCAAAUAAUCUUUGUGUUUCAGUGUAUAUUAAAUCAUAAAAAAGCCACACGGCUAUUGAAUGAUCGAUGUUUCACAGUAGAAAUACACAGCUUUCUUGUCAUUUUGUAAAUUUGAUGAAAAUAUGUUAAAAUCAAGCAAGACAACACAGGUUUUGAGUCACUUGUCCACUUUAAUGAGUCUCUGUGAUGAUGAAUGUCCUAGUAGGUGAACAGCUCAUAAAUGUGUCCUAACAAUGCCACCUUUUGGCAACUGAAAUGUUACUUCUUAUAACAGUACUCUAUAUAAAUGUGUGUAUAUGUGUAUAUAUAUAUAUAUAUACACAUACAUACACACAGUUUUCACACAGUAAAAAUCCUCAAUAUAAUUUCAUACACAUGGUCAGUGAUAUGUAAUACUUAAAACUUUUGUUUUUUUUGUUGCAAAAAGAAUAUUCGGUACAUCAAAGUAAAAAUGAUAAUGACUUAACAUAGUUAUUAUUAGUUAACAUAGUUUUCAGCAUCAAGUCGUAAAUACACAAAAGGACAUCGCUGAAAUCCACCGGCGUGUAACUGGUACGUCACGUGCGGCUCGUCGUCAAGAUUUUUUGUUUUCUUUCACAUUGAGCUGCGGACGUCCACGCGAUCAGGUUACGUUUGUGACUCCGCAGGUUUUUCAGUCUCGCCUGUCACCCGCCAUAAUUAGAAGCGCAGCUGCAUCGCAGCGGGUCACAUAAUACUUACUGCAUGUGUCAGGAUUUAAAUAGUUUGUAAUAGGCUGUCUUCUCCUUUCUUGAGUGGACUAUGCUGCUGCUCCUCCGUCUCUCGAGAUGUGAUGCAUGUAAUGCCCUAUGAUGAGCUUGAGAUGUCCCAGACAAAAAAAUGCCCUGAUAUUUAUUCAGGUGACAGGAAAAAUAAAAGUACUUUCAUGACCAGACUUUAACAUUAAGCUGCUAAAAUAAACCUCUCUUAGCCUAAGUUGACUCUAAAAUGGCUGCUUGUUGAUUCUCAGUAUAUUCAAGUCAUGUGCUCACGUCUUCGCAAGUGGACCAAUCAUGUGCUACCAUGAUAACAUUGUGCGGCAAAAAUGUUCAUUAUUUAAAUAAUGAAUGGUUUCUAAUUGCAUGAAAAAGGGAAUUAAAGGUCCAGUGUGUAACAUUUAAUAGGGUUAAUUAGCUGAAAUUGAGCAUACAGAGUGUAUAACGGCUUUAAAAUGGAAAUAAUUUGGUUUACGUAGCCUUAGAAAAGUGGCCUUGCUUUCAGGAGGAUGCCAUCUCGUGUUGACGUGUUUGUAUAGCAGCCUGAAAAAAAAAAAAAGCCAGAGCUUGUGUUUCACUUUCUGAAGCAGAAGCUUCAUGUGCAAAUGAAGAAAAAAGGCCACUGUAGUUCCCAGAUGCGCAACUCCAGUUAAUUCUUACACACUGGACCUUUACGAGCAGGACUCUCAAUCUGUUCAAGCGCAAAAAGCCUAAAAUAUUCUAAAUAUGCACGUUGUUUAACGUUGUUUUAGUGUUUUUUUUUGUCCUGAAGCUGAACACAGAAACAACAGGAAGUUGCACUCUGGCACUUUUCACGUUUUUACCCUAGGCCAGCAGGGGUACAGGUGUGAGGGACAAUACAUCAGGAAUAUCUACGUCCAUCCUCUCUUGCUCGAGAACAUGUGAGUCUGAUUGGGAUGGUGGUGGUGGUGGGGGGAGGGGAUUGGUGUUAACAGGGUGGAGGCGUUGGUCAGUUACUCUGGUUGCCGACCGGAGGGAACUCAUUCUCGUCGUCCAGACAGAUGGGGCUCUCGGCGAAUUCGUGCUCUGGAAUAACCUCGCCUUUCAGGGCUCCGCCAUCUUCAGAAUAACCUGAGAAAAGAAGUUAGGAGUCAGUUGUAGCUGAAUAAAUUUAAAAAAUAUAUAUUAAUUUUAUUGUUUUUAAAUAAUGUAAACGCAUGCAUUUAUUUUUCUUAAGAAUUUGAAAGUUUAUAGGUUACCCGUUGUAGCAGGUGGGGGCUCUAAUUAGUGAUGCACACGACGAGCACUAAGCUACUGAAGCUAGUGUUGUGAUUGUCUCUGUCCUCUAAUGUGUUAUAAAACUGAUUUAUCCUGCUAUAAGCUGAGUGGACAAGGGAUGAUAGUAAUUGCCAGCACGUUUGUGAGUGUUAUUGAGUGUUUGGGGGGGGACUAUUGUUUUACAGCCUGCUGCUGUGUUGGUGCUAACUGUUCCUCUUGCUAGACAUGUCAUUGUGUUUAAUUUACAGUAAACUGGUGUGUGUGUAUUUCUUGGACACUUUUAUUUCAGUAAUUGUUAUUAAAUGUUACAGCUGCAACAGAUUAA
Solea solea (common sole) is the source of this 4354-nucleotide messenger RNA. It is a transcript of the gene arsg, whose product is annotated as arylsulfatase G. NCBI's taxonomy places the organism in Eukaryota, Metazoa, Chordata, Actinopteri, Pleuronectiformes, Soleidae. The record is from RefSeq and is a predicted model, not a curated record. Gene Ontology annotation, molecular function: arylsulfatase activity. The coding region runs from base 1 to 1635 and encodes 544 amino acids. The transcript is spliced from 10 exons.